Messenger RNA from Botrytis porri, 1731 nucleotides. RefSeq lists its product as uncharacterized. Bases 1 to 1731 code for a protein of 576 amino acids. Lineage: Eukaryota; Fungi; Ascomycota; Leotiomycetes; Helotiales; Sclerotiniaceae. The record is from RefSeq and is a predicted model, not a curated record. The transcript has 5 exons.
AUGGCUCACUUGACUACGAUUAGAAUCUUUGAGGUUGUCAAGGUUGAAUCUCACGGUACUAUGAAUAUUGUUAGCAGUACGUGCAACUCUUCAAUGGUAACUAAACUGUGCAAUGACGACGAGAUUUCCAUCCUCGGUAUCUACCCAUCCGGUAUGAUUACUGGUGCUCUGGGUCGAAAUGUUCAAGGAAAGCUUGGAUCUCAAGUCACCUACCGCGGAAUCCUCUCAAACAAAGUUGAACACUUCCACAAUGUUAAAUACGCUGCUGAUACAUCCGGACCUAACCGUUUCGCACCUCCAAAACCAUUUAUACCCCCUCCUGGUACCAUCAUAGAUGCUUCUUUACCCGUUCCAGCAUGUCCUCAAAUCAGAGAUCCUAUGCCAUCUUUUUUCUCUACAGUUGAAGAAGUCAGCGAAGAUUGUCCACACUUCCACAUUGCUCGACCAAGCGUAUCGCAUCUGAACCCAAAAAGCAAUCUCCCACUCGUUGUAUACAACGCCGAAGGAGGCGCCAUCAAAGGUUCCAGUCAUGAUGACCACAUCUCCCCCGACAAACUCAUCUCACUAUCCGUCACCGACGGCAAUCCCAUAAUCUUCGUAGCACUAAAUUCCCGUCUCAGUAUCUUCGGAUUUCCACACCUACCUUCAUUAAAAGAUGAGGAGUCUCUCAAUCUUGGUCUGCGGGAUCAACGUGCGUCGUUCGAAUGGGUUAGAGAGCAUAUCCGAGAAUUCGGUGGCGAUCCAAAUCGUAUUACUGCCUAUGGCUUGAGUGCUGGUGGUACCAUGACCUCCCUUCAGAUAAUGGCGUAUGGUGGCAUGAAAGAUAUACCUUUUCAAAUUGUGGCGGAUCAAGUGGGUUGUGGAGGACUUGUGGAUUCGGAGAUUCUUUCAUGCAUCAAUAAGAUAUUUGGAUGGACUCAAGAUGACGGUGCCAUGAAUGUCGAUCCUGGACAUCUCAUUCAAACCGAGGAAGACAUGAUAACCUCCAUCAAAUCACUCGUACAUGCCAUGACUACAGAACAAUACGCAGAACUAUUCGAUCUAUACCCAGCCCCAGACUUCGAAGAAGAAUUAACCAAUUACAUAUCACAGAAAUUCGCCGAGGAUCCUGAUAUUUCAGUUUCACUAUUUUCGCGUUUCCCGCAUCUUGAGAGAUUAUUGUUUACCUGUUCCUCCAUCGAUUUCGGGUACCACAUGAUAGAAUGGACACAACAAACGCUCAAUCCUACAUCCACGGGAGUAAGACUCUAUGACCUAAAUCAGAGUGCUUUGACUCCGCUAUGGAAAGGGGCUGGAAUGCCUUGUGUCAAAGUAUCUCACGGGUCCGACAACGACUAUCUAUUCAACGGUGUAUUUCCAGAAGGUCAACUGACUGAAGAAGAUAAUGAGAUGUCGGAGACGAUGGCGAGAAGUCUUGUCAAUUUUGCGUAUACUGGGAAUCCGAUUAUCGAGAUAGAAAACACAAGACUCGAGAGCUUUAAGGUUCAAGUCAUUGGAGGUCAUCAUGGGAGUGGCUCUGUUGGCUUGACCGACGAAAAUGGCCAUGGCAGUACAAAGCGGAAUCUGGAAAAUGAGAGUAUUGGGACAUGGCAACAAGUUCUGUCUAGCGCAGAGGAGUUUAGUCUGAUGAGUUCGGCGAAGGAAGCGGAAAGGAAGAGGUUGAUUGAGGGAGAAAAACUGUUUCGACAAUGCAGAUAUAUCAAUAGUUGGGCGGAUACACUCGAUGUAUGA